This is a messenger RNA of Vanessa atalanta (red admiral), 2478 nucleotides long. It is a transcript of the gene CCT5, whose product is annotated as T-complex protein 1 subunit epsilon. Gene Ontology annotation, cellular component: chaperonin-containing T-complex. Gene Ontology annotation, biological process: protein folding. The transcript is spliced from 10 exons. Gene Ontology annotation, molecular function: ATP binding; ATP hydrolysis activity; ATP-dependent protein folding chaperone. The coding region runs from base 109 to 1737 and encodes 542 amino acids. NCBI's taxonomy places the organism in Eukaryota, Metazoa, Arthropoda, Insecta, Lepidoptera, Nymphalidae. The record is from RefSeq and is a predicted model, not a curated record.
UUUGUUAUCUGUAUUCUGCAGAUCGUUUGUUUUCUGGAUUCUUUGUGAAAUGGAAUCCUGUUAAAUCUACUUUAAUCUUAAAUUUGAGUUGAUAUAAUUUUGUGAAAAAUGUCCAUGUUUCCAGGGACUGUGGCCUUUGACGAAUUUGGUCGUCCAUUUAUCAUAUUAAGGGAUCAAGAAAACCAAAAACGGCUAACCGGUAUCGAUGCCUUAAAGUCGCAUAUUCAAGCUGCUCGGCAGAUUGCCAGCAUUCUACGCACAUCCCUCGGUCCACGAGGUUUGGAUAAAAUGAUGGUGUCAUCUGAUGGUGAAGUUACAGUCACCAACGAUGGUGCGACAAUCCUUAAAUUGAUGGAUGUGGAACACCAGAUUGGAAAACUGAUGGUACAACUUGCACAAAGUCAAGAUGAUGAGAUUGGAGACGGUACAACUGGUGUUGUUGUAUUGGCUGGUGCACUUCUGGAACAAGCAUCUAACUUGAUCGACAAGGGUAUCCACCCUAUCCGUAUAGCAGAUGGCUUUGAAAUGGCAGCGGCUGCAGCUCUAACUCACUUGGAUGGCAUCAGUGAGGCUUUCCCGGUUAACAAGAACACAAGGGAAAAUCUUAUUAAGGUUGCCAUGACCACUCUAGGAAGCAAAGUUGUUGUAAAGUGUCACAGACUGAUGGCUGAAAUUGCUGUCGAUGCAAUUCUCUCAGUAGCAGAUCUUGAAAAGCGAGAUGUCAACUUUGAACUGAUCAAAGUGGAAGGCAAAGUCGGUGGACGUAUGGAGGAUUCUAUGCUGGUUCGAGGAGUAGUAAUUGAUAAAACAAUGAGCCACCCACAGAUGCCUAAAGUUUUAAAGGAUGUAAAAUUAGCUAUCCUCACAUGCGCGUUCGAGCCCCCAAAACCCAAGACCAAGCAUAAGCUCCACGUUGGCUCCGCCGAGGAGUACAGGGAUCUGCGCAAGUAUGAGCAUGAAAAGUUCUUGGAGAUGGUGAAGAGAGUCAAGGAUGCUGGGGCGAAUCUUGCCAUUUGCCAAUGGGGUUUCGACGAUGAAGCUAACCAUCUUCUGCUGGCAGAACAGCUCCCAGCCGUACGUUGGGUCGGAGGGCCUGAAAUGGAACUGAUUGCUAUUGCUACUGGUGGAAGAAUCGUACCCCGGUUUGAAGAGCUUACUCCAGACAAGCUUGGAUCUUGUGGACUUGUAAGAGAGCUUACAUUCGGUACAUCUAAAGAUGAGAUGCUGGUGAUCGAGCAGUGCUCCAACUCUCGUGCCGUGACGGUGCUGGUGCGCGGCGGGAACCGCAUGAUCGUGGAGGAGGCCAAGCGCUCCGUGCACGACGCGCUCUGCAUCGUGCGCAGUCUUGUGCAGGACUCAAGAGUUGUGUAUGGAGGUGGAGCGGCUGAGGUGUCGUGUUCUCUCGCUGUAGCCAGAGCCGCCGAUAAGCUGUCUUCUCUCGACCAGUAUUCGUACAGAGCCUUUGCUGAUGCAUUGGAGGCUGUUCCUCUUGCACUGGCUGAGAAUAGUGGUCUAUCACCAAUCGACACUCUGUCUGAAGUUAAAGCAAGGCAAGCAGCUGAAAACAACAGCAAUCUUGGUGUUGACUGCAUGGGACAUGGAUCAAAUGACAUGAAGGCAAUGAACGUUAUUGAGUCGCUUCAUUCAAAGAAACAACAAAUAGCUCUCGCAACACAACUUGUUAAGAUGAUUCUCAAGAUUGAUGAUGUACGUUCACCGGCUGAUGGUAUUCAGUGAUGAGCUUACAACUAAAUGUAGCUUUAUUCUAAUUAAACAAUAAUAUAACAUUUGUAAAAGAGAAGUGUCUUAAGGUUUGCAUUUUACCAGCUAACAGAGAUCCAAGUUGCAACGUGCAUGCAAUCUUAAAAUAUAUCUACUUAUAAACUGCUUCAAUUGGUUGUAUAAAGAUUUUUGUUAAAACGGCAUAUAUGUAAACUUAGAUAUGAUUAAAUAUAUAUUUAUGGUUAAUUAUAUAUUCGAUAUUCGAGAUCGUUUGUCCGUAAAUAUAUAUUGUAAUAAUAUUUUUUACAAAUGUAGUAUUAUACAUUUAAGUAGAAUAUGUGCAUACAAGUUGGGUUAAAAUAUCUAGCUUAUAAGGUACUAUGUACUGUACUAGUUAAUGUUUUAAUUUAAUGUUUAUUUUAAUAUGUUCGGUAUUAAUAAGCUUUGAUCACAAAAUAUCUUAUUUUCCGCAGGAAUAACUGCUAAUAAAUGAAAACAUUAAUUUGAAAUUUGUUUUAAGUUUUUAUUAAACAGUAUUUUUUAAAGCCACUGACAACAUUGAUAAGAUUGUUACAUUUUCUAUGUAUCACUUAUAUAAACAAGCUUAUAAUAAAUCUUCUCUUGCUAGUAUUUGUCAGUCAAAAGUUCAUCAAAUUAUUAAGCCGAAAUUUUGCACAUGCUGGUAACAAUACAAUAUAGCAUACAUUUUAUUUGUUCUACAAUAUGGAUCGAAUAAAGUUUUGAUUUAAUAUCUAA